AUGAGUCGCUAUCUAACCCCGUCUAAAAUCGCCCUACUGUGUCUCGUCUCCAUCUACACCGAAGGAGUCGUGCCCAAUUCAUCCGCUAUCCAUGUUCUCUCCUUCCUGGUGUCCUGUCUGAGUCCUCUGGACGCGAGCAAUCCGCAUUCCACGUUCUCGGGCCCAGAUAAAAAACAAUCCUCUUCCGUGUCCAUUGCCGACCUCGAAAAGGCCCUCUCGGCCCAGACCUCAUCCAUCCCAGGUCGCUCCGUGUGGGAUCUCUUUUUGCGCAAGAUCUGGUCUAUCGAUUCGUGCGAUGCCCUGGAAGUCUUCUUUUCCGAUGUUUCAGACAUCUUGGUUAAGACGCGCGACGAGCAGCUGCGGGACCGCGAUAGUGAUCUAGCGCCGGAAUCGGGCGUGAUGCGGCUGUCGCGAAAUUCGCCAUUAGGUGUAUUUGUGCGACGCGCUCAGUUGGAAUUCACAAGAUUGCAAUUUCAUGAUUCCGUCCGGCUGUGGAAGGGAUUUGUUAAAUACCGAUUGCUGACGUAUCGGGCGUGGGCAAGGAGGAAUCCUGCCGAAGAACAGGCUACAGUCGAUAUUAAUCUUCUUGAACUAGGACUCGAUGCUAAUAGCCCCCUUGCGAGAGUCGCGUAUGGGAAUAUUAAAGAUGACAAAGAGAAUGGAGAACAGUACGUUAGUACAAAAGAUAUAGAACGCUUGUUGGAAUUUCAGAUUGAAGAGUUGCAAAGACUGGGAGGGAGGGUCCCCGACGGCAUGAAGAUAACGCUAGAACAAAUUAUCAAGUCUGGCGUGACACUACCGAACCUGGUAUAUUAUCUACGAUUUCUUGAUGCUUGGAGGGCUGGGGACUACCCGUCCUCCUUUGACAAUCUUCAUCGUUACUUCGAUUACACGAUGCACAGUCGGGACCGCAGCUCGUACCAGUACGCCUUGCUGAACCUGGCAAUCCUCCAGGCCGAUUUCGGGUGCUACAGUGAGGCAGUCUUUGCGAUGCAGGAAGCCGUAUCUAUCGCUCGCGAGUCUCACGAUAUGAACUGCUUGAACUUUUGCAUGAGCUGGCUGUAUCAUUUCGGCAAGGCGUUCCCCGAGCAGAUGAAAGACGUACAGAAUACCGGCAUGCUAGGUAACGAAAAGGAGGGGCUCGCAUUCCUAAAAGCCAAGGCGAAGGAGACCGAGAUGUGGAGUUUAUUGAGUACGACCUUACUGAGCGAAGCUAAGCUCGAGCUACAAAAUGGCGAAUCGCUUUCGUCUUCGAUCGAGAAUAUCGUCCGGGCUUCUCAUCUCAACGUCACCAAGAACCUUGUGAACUCGAUGGGGCCGCAACUUCUCCUACAGGGCGCGUUAUGUUCGCGAAUCGGCGUCUCGCAUCUCUCCUGGCUCAGCAACGAGAUUUUCCGCGAAUGCUACGCUAUUCGAUCUCCAUUUGAAGAUUAUCUCAAAAGCACAUUUCGCAGCUGCCAGCUGCUCUCCCAACAAGGCCGGUACAAAGAAGUCUCGACGCUUAUGAACCAGGUCGCGCCCGAGAAACUCCGACCCUUAAAAGCCAACCAAUACUGGACCUUCUUCUCAGGGCUCCUACAACUAAAACGUCAAGUAUACUGCGACAACAAAACCGCCUGCACCUCCCUCCUCUCCCAACUCGAAGCCAUUCAGCUCCCAGACACUGAUAUUUUCCUCCUUCUCGCCUUCCAAAAAACCGACUACCUUAUCCGCCAAGGCAAUUAUACCCACGCUCUUUCUCUCGUCGAAUCUACCGCCCAGUCUCUCCACUCUGAAAAUUUCGAUAUCAAUUCUCAAGUGAAACUCCUCUGUCUGAAGGCUUCUAUCCUCGAAAAGACCGGACAGUCACAGCGCGGGUUCUCCCUCGCUAUGCGCGCCGCUAGUAUUGCCUACCGCGCCCGUCUCCUCCCGGGUCUCUGGGAAUCUAUUAUAGUACUGGCAGCCGUAUUGCUUGCACUCAGAGAAUUUGAAGCUACUACAGAACUGGUGGAGAGCGUCAUGCCGCAGAUCUUAGAGUCAAAUGAUUGCGAUCUAGCGGCGAGAGCGUACUCGUUGCUCGUGGAUGCAAAUAUGGGCGUUGCUGGGAAGGUAAGGGCCCGGGGUCAGGAGGCUUCUAAUACACAUGCGUCAGCGGUAACGAAAAAAGAGUAUAUGAAUCGCGCGCUGGAGUAUCUGGACUGUGCGUAUAAACAGUUCGAGGAGAUCAAGGAUAUCAAGGGACAGUGCGAGAUGAUGGCUAAAAAGGCGACAGUCAUGCAUCUGACAGGAGACUUGAUGCUAGCAAAUGAUUAUGCUGCAAAGUACCUGGAUUUGCAGAAACAGGGAAGAUUUGAUGUGUAG
This is a messenger RNA of Aspergillus affinis, 2340 nucleotides long. RefSeq names its product putative anaphase-promoting complex subunit Apc5. Gene Ontology annotation, molecular function: protein binding. The transcript is spliced from 7 exons. The record is from RefSeq and is a predicted model, not a curated record. Gene Ontology annotation, biological process: protein K11-linked ubiquitination; anaphase-promoting complex-dependent catabolic process; positive regulation of mitotic metaphase/anaphase transition. Gene Ontology annotation, cellular component: anaphase-promoting complex. NCBI's taxonomy places the organism in Eukaryota, Fungi, Ascomycota, Eurotiomycetes, Eurotiales, Aspergillaceae. The coding region runs from base 1 to 2340 and encodes 779 amino acids.